This is a messenger RNA of Nasonia vitripennis (jewel wasp), 2063 nucleotides long. Its product is annotated as elongation factor Tu. Lineage: Eukaryota; Metazoa; Arthropoda; Insecta; Hymenoptera; Pteromalidae. The record is from RefSeq and is a predicted model, not a curated record. Gene Ontology annotation, biological process: mitochondrial translational elongation. Gene Ontology annotation, cellular component: mitochondrion. The transcript has 6 exons. The coding region runs from base 536 to 1924 and encodes 462 amino acids. Gene Ontology annotation, molecular function: translation elongation factor activity; GTPase activity; GTP binding.
UUUCCCCAAUGAGCCCAACAGGUAUGUAGGAGUGUGUGCGUGUGUGUACUAUAUGCGCAUGUGUGCAGGUGAACAAGCGGGUAAGUACGCGUUUGAUCUAUCGUAUGGAAGAAAGCGAAAGGAGGAGGUGGAAUCUGGCUUUUGAUAGCGAGCAGUCGAGGUGCUUUAUCGCUGCUGCUGACGUCGUGUGUUCGACUAGUUUCUCGCGCGUGUGCGUGUGUGUGUGUGUACGAUGGAGUCACGAGAUCACACGCAGCUGUGGCGCUGAUGCAGAGGUGGAACGAUAUUUCUUCGCGUAUCUUAUGAUACAGUUUUGAGAGACUGUGUCGAGCUUGCGAUGAUAAUUAUGAGGUGGAAAAUAAAUUGUUUGCUAUUUUGAGUAAUUAUUGCUGAUUGUACGUGCUAUAUAUGCACGACGUUUCUACGCGAUCGAGUUUGCUCAUGCAGGUAAAUAGUAAAAUGCUGAUCGGAAAGAACGCCGGCGUUGAAUCAAAAAGUAUCGUCAGUUUUAUUUAGAUAAUUUUUUGAAAGAACAAUGUUAAUACAAAGAAUAUUGCUGCGCUCGUUCAAUUGUGUGAGGUCACAGAGGCUUAGCUUAAAUGUCAAGCAUGUUUGCCAAAUAAAUCUUGACUACUUUCACACCAAAGCAAACUGGAGCAAACAGCGUUUCUACUCUAGCGAUGCGAAUGACAAGGAUUUAAUUUGUAGCGUAGGGACUAUCGGACAUGUAGAUCAUGGCAAAACUACUCUCACAGCUGCCAUCACUAAAUAUUUAUCAGAAAAGGACAAAAACUGUAAAUACGUUUCCUACGAUGAAAUUGAUCGUGCUCCUGAGGAGAAAGCUCGGGGUAUCACAAUAAACAUUGCUCACAUUGGAUAUCGGACUAAGAAGAGGAGAUAUGCUCAUACUGAUUGUCCUGGACAUUUGGAUUUCAUCAAGAAUAUGAUCAGUGGAGCAUCCCAGAUGGAUGGAGCAAUUCUUAUAGUUGCUGCCACGGAUGGUCCCAUGCCCCAAACUAUGGAACACCUUCUGCUGGCUAAGCAAGUCGGAGUUAAGGAGAUCAUAGUUUACAUCAACAAAGCUGAUCUGGUUGACGAAGAAGUUCUGGACCUUGUGGAUCUAGAGAUCAGGGAGCUUUUGGAAAAUUUUGGAUUUGACUCUGAAAAUAGUCCAGUAAUAAGGGGUUCAGCUUUAUUGGCUCUUAAAGGAGACACUUCUAAUUAUGGAACUCCAUCAGUGCAAAAUUUAUUGGAUGCUAUGGACUCGUACUUUUCACCUCCCAAAAGAGACUACACAUCUCCUUUCAUUUUACCUUGUGAUAACCUUUUCAAUGUACCAGGUAGAGGUACUGUUGUUGUUGGAACUGUCAAAAGAGGAAUCAUCAAGAAGGGUGCAGAAGCAGAACUUAUUGGAUUUGAUGAGCGUAUCAAAACCGUCCUUAGCGACGUUCAGAUUUUCCAAAAAAGUGUACCAGAAGCUCCAGCUGGCGAAAAUGUUGGUGUUCUGCUCAGAGGUGUAAAAAUUAAUGCUGUGAGAAGAGGAAUGUGGGUCGUUCCAAGAGGUUCACAAACGUUUAGCAAUCACUAUGAAGCUCAACUAUAUCUUCUAAACACUUCUGAAGGAGGCAGACAUAGACCUCUUGGGAAAAACGGAUACUGUUCGAUUAUGUACUGCUCGACUUGGAACAUCUACACGAGAGUCGAUCUUAUACUACCAGAUGGCCAAAAUAUGCUGAUGCCUGGUGAACAGGCCACUUGCAGAUUGACUCUACUUGACUGUAUGCCAAUACUGAUGGGUCAGACUUUCACGAUAAGAGAACAGAAGUGCACUGUCGCCACCGGAAUCAUAACUGCAGUUCACGAUCGCGUGGAAUUCGACAAAAGGAAAAUGAAUGAGAUAAAAAUUCCUGGAGUCAAUGCGUAAAAACUUUGAAUAUUUGUAUAUAAUGUAAUAUGAUAUUUUAUUAAAAAAUUUAAACUAAUCAAAUGGAUUAUUUGCAAUGCCUACUAUCCUAAUGUGUUUAUACAGAAAUCAAUAAAGGAUAUUCUAUAGUUUUCAAUUU